CGUCCGUUUGACCACUCUUACCAAAAACCACACUUCGGGAACCCUGUUAUGUGAUUUUGUCACUUGCGUAACGUGAUCUCAUUCUCUGCCCCUCCUUGUUUAUGUGGCUGAAGGGCGCAGCAGCAGCACCUACCCCUCCCCGUCCACCACUCCCCCUUUCCAGUCAGCACAGACAGGCGGGCGGAGAGAGGCCACACAUAACAUUACAAGGCUCUGCGUGAAGACAAACACCGUCUCGUUGGAAUGAGCCGUUACGGGAUUCCCCUCCAAGCCCCCGUCCACAUGCUCCGGGAGCUGAAAACGUGAAGAGAGAAAAAGCUGCAGCAUCAGCCGGACAUCAUCUCUGCGGAGAGAAGACUUGAUACAAAACUUAUAGUAAAAACAGAGGACUUUCAGCUGCAGCAGCGUCUCCUCUGUACUGGAGAACAAUCCCAUCUCAUACCGUGAAUAUCUCUUUCUGACAGGAGCGUGAAAAAGUUGACAGGGGAAAGAGUACGUUAGUUAAUAAGAGCCAGAGGGAACGCAGGGGGCGAGGAGGAGAGGAUGGACACCCUGGUUUCUGUUGUGAAGAGCCACCCUGGUCCGGCAGUGCUGGUGUUCGCUCUGAUUUUCAGGCUGAUCCACCGGUUGCUGCAAAGGCUGCCUGUUCCCAAAGUGGUGAAGCAGGAUGACACCCACACCUGGAAGUGGAAGAACCUCUCUGUCUCGAUGGUGCACUCCCUGCUGACUGGGACAUGGGCUAUGACCUGUGCAGCGAUUUGGCCAGAGACGUUGAGAAACCUUCACUCUUUCCACACCCCUCUGUCCUACCUGCUCGUCUGUGUCUCAACAGGAUACUUUGUGCAGGAUGCAGGUGAUAUUAUCCUCACAGGACAUGCAAAAGCAUCAUGGGGAUUCUUACUCCAUCAUGUGCUGGUAAUCUCAUGUUUCAUGUACACCCUCUACACUGAAGUGUAUGUAGCCGGCGCUGUUGUCGCUCUCUUUGUGGAGGUCAACAGCGUCACCCUCCACCUGAGGCUGCUGCUGAAGCUGGCAGACGAUCGCUGCUCCUUCACCUACUACAUCAACAAGCACAUCAACAUCAUCACCUACGUCACUUUUCGUCUAGGCACCCAGUUCUACCUCACCUGGUACAUCAUCCAAAACUACGCCUGGCUGGACCACGCUUUAUACUUCCUCAUCUCCAUAAUAAUGAUGAAUAUCAUGAUGCUGGUUUAUUUCUACCGCCUGGUCCGUGCUGAUUUUUUCCCCCGAAAAAAGGAGAAAUCGGUGGGACAGAACGGGGCGUGCAACAACAACUCCAAAAAGUUUCCCUGUGAUUGACUGUGGAAGGUUUACAGAACUACAUUGUUGUUUUUUUAUGGUGGGAGUUUACACAUUUUGUCUUUUUUAUCAAACUGACACCAUUCCUCGUAACGACAAGUUCCCUUGUUGUGUCUCACUGCCAAAAGAAAAACCAACUGCAAAAUAACUUUGGGUGGAACGAGGUCUAGCCUUCGGCUUUUCAUGGGUAAAAAUACAAUACAACAUCUUUAAAGAAGCCAAAAAUUCUGGGGUAAUCCCCUAAGACAAUACCACUUUUAUUUUAUAUUUAAUUUAGGAAUAUGUUGAAUUUUUGGGAAAUGUUUUUAGUUACAUUCUUCUCAAGGGUUAGAUGUGAAAAUUGGAUAGUAAAAAAAAUUGAAAUGGAGAAAUAGCUAGUCUGUCCAACAAUGAGAUAUAAUGUGGUAAUCUGUGAGAUUCAGAGGCACUGGUAGGCCAUUUUUUUACCCUAUGGACAGCCUGGGUUAUCCGUUUCUUCUUGUUUCUAGCAAAUCUAAGCUAGCCGGCUGUUGCAUGUGGCUUUAGUGUACAGAUACGAGAAUGGCAUUAAACUUAUCUUAGUCUCUGCAACAUAGACUGAAUGAAAGAAGUGGAUGUAGCCACAGUGAUGAAACCCAUUGUUUAAUGGACCACUGCUGUAUCCAUCUUGUUUUGACCGCACCUUAGCCGAUGGCUAUGCCGUGCAGAGUGGUUGCUAAUAAAGUUAGCUUCCAUGAUUCAAGGUAAACUAAAAAACAAGUUCAUGGCUAUUAAAUGUGCACAGAGCCAUGGAUAUACAUUGCUACACCUCUGUCCUGAUUGACAGUUCGCUGUGGUAGCAAUUUAAUAAUCACCAGGUAGCCAAGUCCUAAAGAAAACCCUGCUCUAUCUUUUUUUUUACUAACAAUGGGACAAUAAUUAACAAAAUGAACAACAUGCUUUUUUGAUUGAGACCAUAAACUCAUUCGGAAAAUGUUUACUGAAAUAGGGUCAUUUUCUCAUAAACUUCAAUUGGACUUCUUAAUUGCAGCCAGUUAAAGGUACUUCUGCACUGGCUUCACAUUUCAGACCCCGAGGCUACGCCCGCUUCUUUUAUUCAGUCAAGAAAGUAUUUCCCAAAGGAGUUGAACUAUUUCUUACAUCUGUCACAAAAAAACAACAAAAAAAGCAGUGAGACCAUUAGUUUAGUAAAUUCAAAAUGUGGAGUUGCAUUUAGCAGUUUUUAACAAUCACAGCUGAAACCCUAGCUACUGUAUAUAUGCAACCAUGUCUUUAACAUUUGCAUGGGUUACAGUGUUUGUACAAACUCCUAACUGCUUUUUUGGAUUUUGGACUUCCGGCAGCAAUAGAUUCACAUUUUGAUCAAACUUGUUUAUACAGUACAUCCUCCCUCUCUGUUCCUCUAUGAUGCCACUUGUGGCUGAAGAGAUAUUGGGCUGUGACUGAACUGGAACUCGACCAAAUCAACUGGUGACACACAUUAACGCAAGGAAAAUGGUUCUCAUGUGAAUCCUGUUGGUGUUUGACACUAGUGGGGCUGAAGCUGGAUCUUUCUGCCAUCUAACAGUCUGAUAACUGAGCUCAUCAGCAUGUGGGCGGCAUGAAAAACCCUUCACAAUGAGCAGACAGCAGCACAAUCAAUACUGAUAUUGAUUAUCACCAGUAGUUUGACUUGAUGUGGAGUGAUAGAAGAGUAUCCUGCAGCGUGUAGCUUAUUUUAGUCAUAUUUUUAUAGAAUAGGUCCCUUUUUUAAGAUAUUCUGCUCUUCCUCCUCUUGUACACAUGGCGUUUUGUAAAUAAUGCCCUUUUAUAUAUAUUUUAAGUGAUGAUAAAACCAAGCAAACAACAUCAGUGGACUUUAAAUGCUAAUGUUCUAAUCAUGCCAUAAAUCAUACGUGCUGACAGUGUCAUUUAAAAGCCUAAUGAUCAGUACAUUUCAUUUUCUAUUUCAGCCAAAUGCCAAGAAAUGGACAGUUUAGAUGUUUUUGACUUGUGCUGCAGUGCCUUUACCAUGUGCCUUUUCAAGAAGACUAAAGCACAGAUACUGUGCGAAUAGGGAAGUAUAGAAAGAGUGCUGACUGAUAUCUGUAGGCUUUUCUAAAAGCUGGGCCAAGUGGAGAGAUUUUUGAGACAAACACACUAAAUUAAUUUGGCUAUGUGUUUAAUGUAUCUUGUCUUAACUGUUUUUUAGGAGCCCCAUAUUUUUGGAUGGUUGAGUGAUGCCAUGAAUU
Centropristis striata (black sea bass) is the source of this 3533-nucleotide messenger RNA. RefSeq names its product TLC domain containing 1 (gene tlcd1). Gene Ontology annotation, cellular component: plasma membrane. NCBI's taxonomy places the organism in Eukaryota, Metazoa, Chordata, Actinopteri, Perciformes, Serranidae. The coding region runs from base 544 to 1323 and encodes 259 amino acids. The record is from RefSeq and is a predicted model, not a curated record. The transcript has 4 exons. Gene Ontology annotation, biological process: regulation of membrane lipid distribution; phospholipid homeostasis; plasma membrane organization.